CCGUCAGUUCGCCUGCUCCCCCGGGGUAAUUGUUAGUGCGGCAAAAAAGGAAAUAAUAUUCAGGAGAGGGAAAUAAAAUUGUGUGGUAUUCAAAGGCACUGAUAUACGUAUUCGUGAUACCCAAGUGACCAAGUGGUGAGGCCCAACCGCCAGCAGUGCGCCUGUAGCUAGAUAAAAGCGAGCGACUCGAGGCCGCGCCAGUGUGAAAUCACCGAAGGUCGAGGGUUGGUGGUGUUUCAGUGGUAUGAUCAUUGUUACGUGCCUCUAGUUCCAAAAAAGGGAGGAAUAAUUAAUAAGAGUAUUGAACACCAGUGAGUGACCAACGGUGAAUAAAAUUGUCACGUCUCAGUCCAUGUGCUCCGACAACUGAAGAUGCUCAUCAAGGAAUACCGCGUCACCCUGCCACUCAACGUCGAAGAGUACCAAGUGGCUCAACUGUACUCCGUGGCGGAGGCGAGUAAAAAUAACACAGGUGGUGGUGAAGGCAUCGAAGUAUUGAAAAAUGAGCCAUUCACGGAUACUCCACUGCUAGGUGGUAAAUAUUCGUCUGGACAGUAUACAUACAAGAUAUAUCAUCUUGCUAGCAAAGUACCAGCUUUUAUUCGACUAUUAUUACCAAAGAGCUCGUUGGAGAUACAUGAGGAGGCAUGGAACGCCUAUCCAUACUGCAAGACAGUCAUAACUAAUCCUGGAUACAUGAAGGAUAAUUUCGUCAUCAUGAUUGAGUCCUUCCACAUCGCUGACAAGGGAAACCAGCAGAAUGUACAUGAACUGUCAGCUGAUAAACUUAAAAUGCGAGAGGUGAUACACAUAGACAUAGCCAAUGAUCCAAUAGCAAGCGCUGAUUACAAAGAGGACGAGGAUCCAACGAAAUUCAAGUCCCAAAAAACUAAUCGUGGUCCGCUGGUCGGACCAAAGUGGAAAGACAAUGUUGACCCCGUUAUGACGUGCUACAAACUCGUAACAUGUGAAUUCAAGUGGUUUGGACUGCAGACACGUGUGGAGAGCUUCAUCCAGAAGGCUGAGAGACGUUUAUUCACCAAUUUUCAUCGACAGGUGUUCUGUUGGAUUGACCGCUGGUAUGGUCUCACAAUGGAGGAUAUCAGGGCGCUCGAGGACAAUACUAAGGAGGAACUCGAUAGGCAAAGACACGAGGGAGAAGUGCGAGGCAUGCGAGCAGACGAUUGAGGCUGCUGUCGAGGCAUCUAGAUACUAUUAAAAAUUGCGUUAAAAAUAAUUCUCCCCUACACCCACCCCGAGGACUACGAAGAACACAAUUAACUGAAUAACAAAAAAAAAUCUCAAUAAAUAUUAAACAACCCCCCUCCAUUGCCAGAAGCAAGACAGUCUCAGCAGAAUAUCUUCUGUCUUAGAUUCAGUGUCUAUUUCAAUUACUUACGAAUUUAUAAUUUAUUUUACAAUUUACUAAAAUUGAAUGGGAAUUAAAAACAAUUUGAAAAGCGUUUUAGAUUAAUGUACCCUAGCAAUCAAUUGAAUUCAACUUGUAUUAUCGUGUAACGUGGGAGAUUGAGAAUAUUGUGGGGUCAAUAUUCAAUGGUAUUGAAUCAGAUUUGAAUAGUUUGACAAAAUAAACACGUGAUGAGAGAUAAAAUGAAUUCCACACUGAGAAAAUAUUUAAAAUUAUAGAUAAUUGACUGUAACGAUUAAUUCAUAGUCUUUCAGGUAAUUAAUUAAAUAUUAAAGUUCAUUAAUUGGCAUAAUCAGGCCUGUAAUAAAGGAGUGCUUGUUGUGACUAGUGAGCAAAUAAUAAAUGGAGACAGACGAAAAAAAUUGUGUGACAGAGAGGAACAGUUUAUUUAGACCAACUAUUCGUGUUGCCAUUUUGUUUGAAAAGGUUGAGAGAUAAAUAGUGAAUGAUUACUUCGUCAAUUGCUUCAAUGAUGCAACUAUAAAUGUAGCAAUUGGAAUAUUUAUUUUCUAAAAACAGUGCUCGAAUGAAUUAAAUUUAAUUAAGCAUGGUCUAAUUUUGUUCAACGUACACAGCAUAUUUUCCCCAGCCUCAUGAGUCGUUUUGGGAUGAAAAUAGAAGGAAAUUCAAUGGUCAAUCGAUAAUAUUCCGGAGUAAUGGAGUACACAGUCAUGAGUUAUUUUCAUAAUAUUAAUUAAGAAUUCUGUGUUCGUUGAUACGACAGGAGGUACGACAUGCUGGGAAUAUGAAAGUAAUUAACACGUUGAAUGAAAAAUUAUACAUGAAACAUUAAUUAGUCAGUCUCGCGCUGUGUCAAUAACAAUAAAUCAAUUAACACUUUGAUGAUGUUCGAUUUAGUAUCGAUUCUAACGGAAAAACAAUAAAAUGAGUAAAUUGA
Molecule: messenger RNA, 2327 nt
Organism: Diachasma alloeum
Lineage: Eukaryota; Metazoa; Arthropoda; Insecta; Hymenoptera; Braconidae
Gene: vib
Product: phosphatidylinositol transfer protein alpha isoform
Exons: 6
Coding region: 373-1188 (271 amino acids)
Biological process (GO): phospholipid transport
Cellular component (GO): cytoplasm
Molecular function (GO): phosphatidylinositol binding; phosphatidylinositol transfer activity; phosphatidylcholine intramembrane carrier activity
Source: RefSeq, a predicted model, not a curated record